This is a messenger RNA of Cydia pomonella (codling moth), 4020 nucleotides long. It is a transcript of the gene Scm, whose product is annotated as polycomb protein Scm. Bases 268 to 2253 code for a protein of 661 amino acids. Gene Ontology annotation, cellular component: nucleus. The record is from RefSeq and is a predicted model, not a curated record. Gene Ontology annotation, molecular function: zinc ion binding; protein binding. The transcript has 5 exons. Gene Ontology annotation, biological process: regulation of DNA-templated transcription. Lineage: Eukaryota; Metazoa; Arthropoda; Insecta; Lepidoptera; Tortricidae.
ACGAAUAUCAAUGGCAUGAAACAUGACAUAAAAAAAACUUCUGUAUAAUUUUAUGCGGUUGUAUUUUUUUUCCUGGCAACGUUAAGAAAAGAUCUAUCAUGGCCGUUUGUAGAACGGCGUCAUAAAUAGUAUCUGUUUAUUUGUGCGAAAUAGUGAUUUCUACUUAUUAUAGUGUUUUUCUGUGGCAAGCAUUGAUAUCAUGUGAUUAGUGAUAUAUUGUAAAGCUGCGAAUGUGCGAUAAUGUAUUGAGAAUCGUAUCGCUUUACGAUGUCAAACAAUACAGUUGGCUCAUCGGGGCCAGCUCCCGGCAAAAUACGUGGACCUGGAAGACCACCGAAACGCACCUGCACUUGGUGCGCUGAAAGUAAGACGCCUCUCAAGUACGUUUGGCCUACAGAAAACAGCAAAAAAGAGUUUUGUUCGGAAACGUGUCUAUCAGAAUUCAGGCAAGCGUAUAGCAAAGGUGCCUGCCUUCAUUGCGAUACGGUUAUUCGAGGAAAUGCUCCCUCGAACAGUAAGAACUUUUGUUCUACAUACUGUUUAAAUAAAUAUCAAAAGAAAAAUGAAAAACGGACGACCUCUCCUCAUUCCGGCAACGGAGCCAACGGCUCCGAAAAUCAUUCUAAUAACAACACAACUGGAACUUUCUAUGAUAUUUAUCAGACUUUUGAUUGGGUGGAAUAUAUGAAAGAGACCAAUAGUACGGCUGCGCCGCAGGAAUGUUUUAAACAAGCACCAGUUCCACCUGUUAAUGACUUUAAAAUCAAUAUGAAACUGGAGGCUCUGGAUCCGCGCAACUUGACAUCGACAUGUAUCGCGAGCGUAGUCGGCGUGCUCGGGCCGCGGCUGCGGCUACGGCUCGACGGCAGCGACAACAAGAAUGACUUCUGGCGGCUCGUAGACGCGGGUGACAUACACCCAAUUGGACAUUGUGAGAAAAAUGAAGGCAUGUUACAACCUCCCCUUGGUUUUCGAAUGAACGCAAGCAGCUGGCCAAUGUUUUUACUCAAAACACUCAAUGGGGCAGAGAUGGCCCCAGCAAAAGUGUUCCAACCUGAACCUCCAACUCCCAAGUCAAAUCUGUUUGUAGUUGGACAGAAGCUAGAAGCAGUAGAUAAAAAAAAUCCCCAGCUCAUUUGCUGUGCAACAAUUGGGGCUGUAAGAAAUGACCAGAUCCAUGUUAACUUUGAUGGCUGGAGGGGAGCAUUUGAUUACUGGUGUAAAUAUGAUUCUAGAGAUAUAUUCCCUGUUGGCUGGUGUGCCAGGGCUGGCCAUCCAUUGCAGCCACCAGGGCAGAAAAGUGCUACUACACCAUCCAGGUUUAAGUUCCGAACCAGUGGAAUACCAAAUCCAGCCUUACCAGAAGGUGGCUCCACUGGGGCUGGUAAUUCUACUACUAUCACAUCAACACCUGCGGCAACUGUGAGGUUGCAUAUCCGCAGUGGGUGCUCUGGGGGCAGCAGUUCCUUGCCCAGUGUGAUCUCAGGUUCCGGGCCUUCAGGGGCUGCAGAGGCUUUAGCUAAAGACUUGCUCAGUGUUCAUCCUGACCCUCAGAGGUUGACGCGGGCUAUACUUACAGCAUCUAGUAGCUAUUCAAAUAUAAAUAAUGUACAGGUUUCAACAGGGAGUAAGAAUUACACAGUAAAAGUGCCAUCAGAACUAACAACUGAUGACUUGAAGAAUUGGCUCAAAGCUGUGUGUGAGGGACUGAACUGUUGCUUGGGGAUGAUAGAGAUAGAUACAGGAGAUGCUGCGGGCCGGUCCUGCCAGUUGUGUGGGGAGUCCCCUUCAGAGAGUGUUUCUAUAGCUGUCAAGAGGACUACAAGUGAGUCGGGGUCGGGCCUGGCCCCGGCGGCGGGCGGCAGCGGCGGCAAGCUGGCGCGCGUGUCGGCGGAGCGCUCGGUGGGCGUGGGCGUGGCGUCGUCCACCACGGGCGCGGCGUCGUCCACCACGGGCGCGGCGUCGUCCACCACGGGCGCGCCGCCCUCGCCGCCGGGCGCGCCGCCGCCGCCGGGCGCGGGCGCGGCGCCGGCCGACUGGUCGGUGGAGGACGUCAUCGGCUUCAUCGCCGCCGCCGACCCCGCGCUCGCCGCGCACGCCGACCUCUUCCGGAAACAUGAAAUCGAUGGAAAGGCGUUACUACUUCUCAAUUCAGACAUGAUGAUGAAGUACAUGGGUUUAAAGCUUGGUCCAGCUCUAAAAAUCUGUAAUUUAGUAUCAAAAAUAAAAAAUCGCCGGCAUUAUAGCACCUAGACUUACAAUAAGUCACUCUUAGAGUUUGAAACUAUGAGUUUCCUAAGUUUUAUUAGUAUUAAGUACUUACAUGCAUUUCAACUAUAAAUGCUUCGCCUAAGGUUUCAGUUUCACCUGAAUCUCAGCAUUUUGGAUUAUCUUGUGUAGAUGUAAAAGACAUUGCUGCUACGAGAUUAUAGUGACAGGAAUAUAAAUUACGCUUGUUUAAUUGAGCUACUGUUUCACAUAUCCAGCCGCUAAUGAUGUUACACAUAAAGGAAGAUUUGAUGAACUGUAAAGGCCUCAUCACACAAUAACAAUGAUAGGUUAUUCUUAGCUUCUUUGCUGUAGAUUAAAAACACAGAUUUAGGAUUAACAAUCUCCAGUCAAAAAGUGUGUACAGGUCUUUGCCCAUAGAUAGUUAUUUUAUGGAUGAAAACAUUAUAAUGAAUAUAAUGAAUUACUUUAAAAAUUCUAUCAUUGGAUAAUUUACAUUUAUUUUGUGAAUUUAUCUAUUUAGUCAUGUAUAUAAAUGAGUUAAAUUAAAUGCAUUUAAUGUAGUUAGUACUCAUCUUGCAUAAUCAAAAGAUGUAUUGCAAUAUUUAAUAUUUCUGACUAUUAGGUACUUGAAAUUGUAUAUACUAACUGUUAUGUUAUAUUGGCUAGUCGAGCGUAUGCUAUUUGCCAGAAUUUCAUGCAGAUUCUCAAACUCCUUAAAUACAGUGUACAGAAAUUUUAUUGUAGAUUAGGGUCUUAGUGCCUUUCACCAUUUAGGUGUGUUUAAAGAUAUCCGCAAUGUUAACGAUGGAAUUAAAGACAUGUAAGCGCUCAAGGACACCAAUAAAUGUAGCUGUGAUUUAAUAAUACAAAAAUACAGAAUUUUUCAAUAUUCUUAUUGUGUCAAAUGAUACGCUUCCAAUGUUGAUCUAGCGCCCAGUUGUACUGUAUUACUUUAUGUUCCUUCCCGAUAUCAUAACUAGAAUAUAAAUGACAUAAUAGUAUUUUAAUUGUAAACUGUCAUAAACCACACUGAGUACACUUGCACUAUUUAACUAGUACAGUUUUAUAAAGUUCCGCGUCGCGGUCGCGAAAAGGUCACCCUGAAAGUUCGAAACUUGACACUGUAGUAGUGAAAUAGUAAAAGUAAAUACCUAUCUAAAGCUAUGCUGUAUAUAUCUAUGAUAUUUAAUUAUAAUUUGCCAUUUUGAAGUUGUAAUUAACAUUAAUAUUUAAAUAUUUCACCAUGUGAUAUUUCCAUGUUAUCUGUUAUCGUGAUAAAUGAUUAAUAAUAUUAGAAUAUGUUGAUUUAUUCAUUACGUGAUGUAUACUUUUUAAGUUUUGUCAUGACAUGAUAACUACUAAGCGCGAAAAUUUAUAUAUAAAGCCUGUACUGUUGUUGUAUAUAUAUAUUUGGUAAUAUAGUGUUAUUUUCCCCGUGUAUUGAAGGUGUAUUUCCAUUAUUAUACUUUUUAAUGGGCAACUGAAAGUAUAUGUUUGUGAUAUCCGCGUGAUGUGUCGACUGAGUAAACGUCCUAUUUGGUUUACAAAGCUCAUCAUACCAUAAUGUAGGUAACUAGAAAAGCAAUAAUAUUAUCCAUAUAACUCAAGGUUUUGGGUGUUUGCCUACGAUUGUGUGUAUAUAUUAGGACUCCAUGUAAAACCAUAGAAAUUGAUGAAAUCUCGAGGCAAAUUCUUUUACAUAUUUUAUUACAAUAGAAACUAAAUUUAUUUUAUGUACAUAAGCGAAUUAAAAACAACAUUGUAUAAAUAAAUAAAUCUAAAGUGCGA